GUUUUGAAACUGGAUUAUUUGGAUUAAAUAUAUCAUUUGGAUUUGAAGUGUUAGUUGGAGAGAUGGUAGUAAAUUUUAUAGUUGGGGAUGAAUUUAAUGUUAAUGAAUUUGGAAUUUCAUCUGUUUUGGGAUUUGGAGGAUUAAUAAUUGGAGGUGAAUUGAUUGGAGGAAGCACCGGAUUAUUCGGGAUUACAGAAGGAUUAUUUUGUUCCGGAGGCUGUUUCGGUUGGGAUGGGAUAGAAGGGUUCUUCACGCCAUUUUCGGUAUCCUUUGCAACAUCGGAAGGUGUAGAAUUUUGUGUUGGAGUUGCUUCAUUUUUUAGAGAUGGAAUAUUUUCACUAUUGUCAGUAGGAGAUUCUUGUGUUGGAAUUACGACAGUACAUGUUGGAGAAGGAAAAUACCUUGAUUUGUUGGUGGAGAUGUAA
Funneliformis geosporum is the source of this 425-nucleotide messenger RNA. The record is from the annotation of a GenBank genome assembly. Lineage: Eukaryota; Fungi; Glomeromycota; Glomeromycetes; Glomerales; Glomeraceae.